Molecule: messenger RNA, 1282 nt
Organism: Rana temporaria (common frog)
Lineage: Eukaryota; Metazoa; Chordata; Amphibia; Anura; Ranidae
Product: ficolin-2-like
Exons: 9
Coding region: 60-1004 (314 amino acids)
Source: RefSeq, a predicted model, not a curated record
AGAAGACAGAUUUCCUCAUUCUGAAGGAGAUCUGAAGAAAAGCAACAUUUGUAGCCACUAUGUGGACUAUGGUAGCCUCCGUAUUGUGUCUGAUGACCUCUCUUACUCACACUGAAGAGACCUGCCCAGAUGUAAAACUUGUUGGAAUUGAAGGCUCUGACAAGUUGGCUAUACUUCGUGGAUGUCCUGGGUUGCCUGGACCUCCAGGCCAGAAAGGUGAACCUGGUGCUCCCUCAGAGAAAGGGCCAAAGGGAGAACAUGGGAAAGCUGGACCUGCCGGGUCGCCAGGGGUAGAUGGUGUUCCAGGAGCUAACGGGCAAAAAGGAGAGAAAGGAGACAAGGGCACUCCAGACCGAGGCUAUGCUGCACGGAACUGCAAAGAACUGCUCAACUUGGGCACUAUCUUCAGUGGCUGGUACACCAUAUAUCCUGACGGAGAGAAAUCACUAACCGUUUUCUGUGACAUGGAUACAGAAGGAGGAGGAUGGAUCGUAUUCCAGAGGCGAUAUGAUGGCACAGUGAAUUUUUUUAGAGACUGGAAGGACUACAAGAGAGGGUUUGGCAAUCAGCUGAGUGAAUUCUGGCUGGGAAAUGAUAAUAUCCAUCUGCUGACAUCAUCUGGAACACAUGAGUUUCGGGUUGACCUGACUGAUUAUGAAAAUAAUUUCAGUUUUGCUGCCUAUGCUUCAUUUGCCAUUUUGGGAGAAGAGGACAAUUACCAGCUGAAGAUCGGAGCUUUUACUGGAGGCAGUGCAGGUGACUCUCUUGGAUACCAUAACAAUCGUCCCUUUACUACAAAAGACAAGGACAAUGAUGAAUAUGGCACCAACUGUGCAGCAGAUUGUAAGGGUGCUUGGUGGUAUGGAAAAUGCCAUAACUCCAACCUGAAUGGUCUGUAUUUGAGGGGAGCACAUGAGAGUUAUGCAAAUGGAGUUAUUUGGGAAUCCGGUAAGGGACAAAAUUAUUCUUAUAAAAUCACAGAAAUGAAGUUCAGACCCGUGUAACCUGCAAUAUCUGAAGAAAGACUUCUUGUCCAACAAACCAUUCUGAUGUUUCAUUUUAUUGUCCUGAUGUUGUAUAGGAGAUUUAAAUAAAGAUUUUGAUUGGCUGCUAUGGAUCAACAAUUAUUUCUGCAGGAACUUUAAUAAAUAAGACUGUUUUAUAAAGUGUCUGCUUUGUUUGUUGGCCCUGCUGAGCCCAAUACACCUCCAUUAAAGAAGAAAGUUGUAAUUGAUAAGCUUGUUUGUUUCAAUAAUAAUAAAAAAAAAAACUGGCGAAACAA